AUGGAUAAGUCAUGGAUGCACUCGAAUAGAAGAUCGAAGGCAUAUGAGUUAGGGGUGGAAGCAUUUUUGAACUUUUCUGUAGAAAAUCUUCUAACUACAACACAUAUCCGUUGUCCAUGUGUUAAUUUGAAAUUGUUUGGGGUUGGAAUUAUAAGGGAUCACUUAUACUUUAAUGGAGUUGACCAAAGCUAUAAGAAUUGGACAUUUCACGAAGAACCUUGGGAAGCAACUACUAAUGCUAGUAGAAAUGUUGAAGAAGAUGAUGACCAUAUUAAGUACAGUUUUGUGUCUGAAGAAAUAGAGAUGGAUGAUAAUGAUGUUGGUGAUUUUGGAUCUGAUCCUUAUGAGUUUGCCAAUGUGAUUGGGGAUGGAGAUCAACCAUUGUACCCUGGUUGUAGAAAGUACACGAAGUUAUCGGCAUUAGUGAAGUUGUAUAAUUUGAAGGCAAAACAUGGGAUGAGUGAUGUCUGUUUUACAGAAUUAUUGAUACUUCAAGGCGAUUUGCUUCCAGAAGGAAAUACAAUACCGGCCUCUAUGUAUGAGGCAAAAAAGACUUUGUGUGCAUUGGGGCUGAGUUAUGAGAAAAUGCACGCAUGCCCCAAUGAUUGCAUCUUGUAUAGGAAGGAGUAUGAGGAUUCAACUAAUUGUCCUACUUGUGGUAUCUCAAGGUGGAAGGAAGGCAAAGAUUCAAUCUUGAAAGAGGGUGUGCCAGCGAAGGUGGUGUGGUAUUUUCCUCCAAUUCCAAGGUUUAAAAGGAUGUUUCGAUCACAUGAGACAGCUAAGAGUUUGACUUGGCAUGCUGCUAGAAAAUCAAUUGACGGUCAUAUGUCUCAUCCGGCGGAUUCCCCGUCUUGGAAACUUCUUGAUGAUAAAUGGCCCGAGUUUGGUAAUGAGCCGAGAAACUUGAGAUUGGCUCUUUCAUCUGAUGGAUUCAAUCCCCACAGUUCUCUAAGUAGCAGAUAUAGUUGCUGGCCAGUUAUCUUAGUUACAUAUAAUCUCCCUCCAUGGUUGUGCAUGAAACGAAAGUUCAUGAUGUUGACCUUAUUGAUUUCCGGUCCUAAACAGCCCGAAAAUGAUAUAGACGUCUACUUGGAGCCUUUGAUUGAUGAUUUAAAAUCUUUGUGGGAUGAGAUUGGAGGAGUGUAUGAUGCAUAUAAUGGAGAAUACUUUACACUCAGAGCUGCAUUAAUGAGGCAACGUGCAGCUUUUAAUGGGAAACCUGAAUAUGGCACGCCUCCCGAGCCAUUAACCGGAGAAGAAGUGUUGCAUAUGGUUGAAGAUGGUGACAAAGUUUGUUGGAAGAAGAAAUCAAUAUUCUUUGAUCUCGAGUAUUGGAAAUACCUUCCUGUGAGGCAUGUCCUAGAUGUUAUGCACAUUGAGAAGAAUGUUUGCGAUAGUAUCAUUGGUACAUUGCUGGAGAUCCCUGGAAAAAAUAAAGAUGAGAUUGCUGCUCGAUUAGAUUUAUUGAACAUGGGGGUCAAAACUGAUUUGCAACCCGAGUAUGGAGAAAGACGUACUCGUUUGCCUCCCGGGCCUUGGAAUUUGUCAAGAGCAGAGAAGAGAGAGAAUCGUACUUGUCCCGAAGGUUGCAUUGCUGAGCGGUAUAUAGCUGAAGAAGCUGUAGAGUUUUGUACCGAGCAUUUAUCUGAUGUUAGUACAGUUGGAGUGCCUUCAAGCCAAAAGAUGGGAGUUUCAAAGCCAUUAUCAGGUUGCACAGUGAGCGUAGUUGAUCGGGACCUGUUGAACCAAGCACAUCUAUAUGUCUUGGAGAAUACGGAGGAAGUCCUACCUUAUAUCGAGCAACAUAUGAUCCACAUCAAGACCGCUUAUCCAAAAUUUAGAAAGAGAACAAAGUGGCUGCAGGAUAAGCACAAUAGCACUUUCAUUCAAUGGCUACGCUUCAAGGUUCAAAGUGAACUUAAUGAGGAAGACAAUCAUGGCGUAUCAGAAAAUUUAAGGUGGCUAGCAGCUGGUCCAAACAUGGCAGUGCCAUUAUAUAGGAGCUAUCUUAUUAAAGGUAUUAAAUUCAACAUCAAGGCACAAGAUGAUGUGCGGACAACUCAAAAUAGUGGAGUUUAUUUACUUGCACAUACUAUGCAAGUUGCUAGUGCCAAGGAUAAAAACUCAAUUCUUUCAAAUAUGGGUUUCUAUGGUGUCAUUCAAGAAAUUUGGGACCUUGACUACCAAAAGUUUACAAUCUCAGUCUUUAGGUGUGAUUGGAUAGAUAAUAUUUCUGGUCUUGUAGUGGACGAACUUGGAUUUACCCUUGUAGAUUUGAGUAAAAUUGGACAUAGGAAUGACCAAUUUGUUUUGGCUUCUCAAGUCAAACAAGUAUUUUUUGUUGACGACCCGAUGCAUCGUGGUUGGUCGGUAGUGUUAUCAAUGCCUAAUAGAGAAUAUAAUGAUGUUAUUGGUGAUGAUGUCUUAGGUGAUGUGAGAAUUGAGUGUGAGCCAUUUACUAGAGAGAUGCCAAAUGUUGACACAUUUGAUAAAGUGGUGGUUGAGUUAGGGAGUCAAAAUAUUCGAGAUGGGUGUGAAGAUAUAUGGGUUGAAUGA
Prunus armeniaca (apricot) is the source of this 2556-nucleotide messenger RNA. The record is from the annotation of a GenBank genome assembly. Lineage: Eukaryota; Viridiplantae; Streptophyta; Magnoliopsida; Rosales; Rosaceae.